UUGAGCUGUUAGUGUCGUUACAACUUUCUCACAUACAAAAUUCGUUGUCUCUACGCUUGUUCGUUAACUGCAUUCUUUGGACUAUCUUUCAAUCCCGUUUGCUGGCAUUGUUUUGGCUUUGAGAUGCAAUCAGAUCUGGAGGUGUACAACCAGCCAGGUGCUGGUCAAGUAGAUUCGCCGGCGGAACGGCAAUACGCCCAUGACCCUGACAUCCAUGGUUCAAAUCAUGCGCAGAGACGUGGCAGCGGCGGAUCGAAUCCCGAGCAGCAGACGGCGGAUGUGGAGCGCGCAUGCUGGAUAUGUUUCGCAACACGCGAGGACAACCGGCGGGCCAAGUGGGUGCAUCCGUGCCAGUGCCGCGGUGCCACCAAGUGGGUUCACCAGAGCUGUCUGUACCGCUGGAUCGACGAGAAGCAGCAGGGUAACCACCGGCGGUCGGUGGUUUGCCAGCAAUGCCAAACUGAGUAUGUUAUCGUCUUUCCCCGAAUGAAUCCCCUGGCCGUGAUGCUGGAGAAGGGGGAUAUCGCCGUGAGGCGAAUCUGCCCCUAUUUGGCACUCGGAAUGAUCCUGUGCUUGGUUUACUGGACUGCCAUCACGUACGGAGCCGUCACUGUCUUUCAGGUGAUGGGUCAAGAUCGCGGCGUCAGGCUGAUGGAGAAUAUGAUCUUCCUGUUGGUGGGUCUACCCUUCAUUCCGGUGGGUUUGAUCCUAUUCCGACUGGUGCGCUGGGAGGAUGCCGUCUUGAUGGUCAUGCGCAGCAGAUAUAAUAUUCUGCGCAAGCUGCCCUUUUUCCACUGGGCCGGGGAGCCGGAAGCUGGAGCAGGAGACUUGGGUGCCUUGAGCGAUAGUUCCAACAGUUUGCCACUGAUCCAUCAUAAUCCGUCCAUCUCCGAACCCGGCUACAUCUCUCGACUCAUUUGCGGUGCCUUUUUCCUGCCGACCGCCGCCACCGCGGUGGGAAACGUGUUCUUCAGGAACAUAGAGGAUCCACUGCACCGCACCAUCAUCGGCGGAAUGGCCUAUAUCGGGAUUAAGGGACUGCUGAAGAUCUACCUCAAGCAGAAGCUAUAUGUGCGCCGCCGGGGUCGUCGCAUUGUGAACUACACCGAUGAGAACAUAAGGAUGUAUUUGGGUGGACAGAUCGGCGAGGCACCUGCCAAUGCCAAUAACAAUCCGGAUCAAAGGUUUGGAAUCGGGCGCCAGUUUGCCGGAUUUGAUGAGAACAUGGAGGACAGCUCUAGCGUGAUCACCACGGACUCUGAGGAUAGUGACUUUUGAAUGUUGAAUGAAUAUUGGAAACGAGCAUUAAAAUAGCACGAGCAUUUUGAAAACUGCAGCUUGGAUAUAUGCAUAGAUGCCCCAGUAAUUUAUUAACCUAUAUAAUUGUUAUAUAUUUUAAUACAUUGAAUUCCUAUAAGUAAUA
Messenger RNA from Drosophila erecta, 1423 nucleotides. Its product is annotated as E3 ubiquitin-protein ligase MARCH5. Lineage: Eukaryota; Metazoa; Arthropoda; Insecta; Diptera; Drosophilidae. The record is from RefSeq and is a predicted model, not a curated record. The coding region runs from base 124 to 1278 and encodes 384 amino acids. Gene Ontology annotation, molecular function: zinc ion binding. The transcript has a single exon.